Molecule: messenger RNA, 4015 nt
Organism: Pseudoliparis swirei
Lineage: Eukaryota; Metazoa; Chordata; Actinopteri; Perciformes; Liparidae
Gene: rnf6
Product: ring finger protein (C3H2C3 type) 6
Exons: 4
Coding region: 69-2219 (716 amino acids)
Biological process (GO): ubiquitin-dependent protein catabolic process; positive regulation of DNA-templated transcription; protein ubiquitination
Cellular component (GO): nucleoplasm; cytoplasm
Molecular function (GO): ubiquitin protein ligase activity
Source: RefSeq, a predicted model, not a curated record
UUGAGAGAGAAGGGAGUGCAAAGGAAACCGUCCAUAUUACCGCUGCUUUGUCAGCACUUUUCAAGGUGAUGGACCCUCCUGGUGGGGGAGACGAACGGCAGAGGCAGGCUGAGCGUCUUCAUCGGGAGGAGGCUUACUAUCACUUCAUUAAUGAAUUAAAUGAAGAGGAGUACCGCCUAAUGAGAGACGGCAACCUGCUUGGCACCCCUGGGGAGGUGACUGCUGAGGAGCUCAGGCAGCGUCUUGAUGGAGCAAAAGAGCGCAUGUCUUCUCAGCCCCGUACUGAGCAGCGCGCGCAAACCGCUGAUUCUGGAGAACAGCAGGGCAGCAGCGGCGAGGGAGAGGAGAGAGCGGCUGGAGGCAGACGAGGAGCAGGGGCCGCAGAGCCAGGAGCCGAACCAUCUAAUGGUGACUCAUUACUGGAGUGGCUGAACACUUUUAGACGCACUGGCAAUGCUACUCGCAGUGGGCAAAGUGGCAACCAAACAUGGCGUGCUGUCAGCCGGACCAACCCUAACAGUGGAGAAUUCCGCUUUAGCCUUGAGAUCAACAUUAACCAUGAUCAGCCAGAGCCGGGGGAGUAUAAUGACACUGUGGUCACUGCAGAACUGCCAGUGGCGGCCCAGAAUAUAACUUCACCCUCUAUACGCACUGCUUCCACAUUUCCCAACCCUCGCCCUUCAACCACGCCAAGGCCAGUCCCGUACCCCACCCCUCGCCCAGCCCUCAGUAGGAGGAUGCAGACACGGCGUGCACGCAACAGCACUACCACUCUUUCUAUGAGCCCCCCUGCACUUCAUGCACCCGUGGCCUCCCCACGUGCUGUUCAGAGGAGAAGUGCCACUUUGCACUCUUUGGCACCUCCUCCUACUGUUCCCAACCCUCCUAUUGAUCAACUGACACCGUCGCAACAUCAAGGCCUGAAUGCCGAAGUAGAGCAGAGCAGUGAUAAUAUGUCUGCUUCUCUAGACUGUCCCUGUGUGUCACUGCAGUCUAGGUCUCAGGCCCCAGCAGUGGGACAUGAAUCGCGUGGCAGGAGGACUCGAUCACGUGGUCGUCCACGCAGGGCUAUUGCAGGGGCCGGGGUUUCAUCCCGCUUAUCAAGGCACAGCCGUUCCCCCUUGCACAGAAUACCUGUUGCCAGUACCGCUCUCCCAUCAAGUAGUGGUGUCGGUGGCUCUAGCAGCCAAACUAUUGAGCCAGGCAGUGGCACAGGCUCUGUUUCCAUGGAGACGGUGGAGGCUGUGGCAGAACCUGCAGCUCUGACGGAGCUAACUGUAGACGCAGGAGAACGCAAUGGUGAAUCGCAUGUAGUAGGAGCAGGAAGUGCAGUGGUGCGACGGCACCCAACCAUCAUGUUGGACCUGCAAGUGAGAAGAAUCCGACCUGGUGAAAACCGGGAUCGGGACAGCAUCGCCAGCAGAACGCGUUCUCGUGCCCGGGUUGCAGAGAAUACAGUCACCUUUGAAAGUGACAGUGGUGGAUUUAGACGCACCAUCUCCCGCUCUGAGCGAGCUGGGAUCCGCACCUAUGUGAGCACUAUUCGGAUUCCACUGAGACGCAUCAGUGAGACAGGCCUGGGGGAGCCCAACUCAACCGCCCUGCGUUCCAUUUUGCGCCAGAUCAUGACUGGAUUUGGGGAGCUGAGCUCCCUAAUGGAGACAGAGGCUGAUUCUGAAUCUGUUGCACCUAGCCACACAGAUGCUAGUGUUACAAAUAGUAGCAGCAGCCCAGCCAGUCGUCUGCAUACAAAUGAGACCGAAGCUGGCCAAGUUGGUACAGGUAGGGUAGAUCAAGAGAGGGUGGGAGGGGAGGAGGACCAGGGUGGGCAGGCCAGGCUCGGAGGAAGCGUAGUGACCACCGCAGAAGGCCGAGCCACCAGCAGAGACACCAACAACCUGGUAGAAAAUGGUACUCUACCUAUCCUCCGGCUUGCACACUUCUUCUUACUCAACGAUGAGGAGGAUGAUGAACACCCGAGGGGCCUGACCAAAGAGCAGAUUGACAAUCUAUCCACGCGCACCUAUGGUCAAGCCAGUCUGGAGGGGGAGAUAGGUCGUGCAUGCAGUGUUUGCAUCAAUGAGUAUGCCCAGGGCAACAAGUUGCGCCGCCUGCCCUGCUCCCAUGAAUUUCACAUCCACUGCAUCGACCGCUGGCUCUCUGAAAACAACACCUGCCCCAUCUGCAGGCAGCCCAUACUCGCAGUGCAUCAAGAAUGACCCAUUUGCUCAAAAUCACAGCUAUCAAGUUCCUGGCUGGCUGAACUGAGUAGACCCAAGUGGGCUUUGCAUGUACAUAGGGCUUUAAUGGUUUAAUUUUUUUCUCGAAAAUAUCCAUUGUGUUGAAGUUGAAGACGGUUGAACCAAAAGUGCGGGGUAAAAAACUAUAAAUGCAGAGAAUUUACUAAACUUUAUUUUUUUAGACUCUUUGUUUUCAGCAACUUUUAUUUUCUUCCUAUGACCCGUUUCACUGGUUUCUGUCACCAAGCUUCAGAGGCCCAUGUCGUUGGAUGGCAUUAAUGCUUAAUUAAGGAGCUCCUGACGUCACAGCUGACUCGUCUCACCUUAACUCUCAUACGUGUGACAUCUCCUUGUCACAGCUGGUCCACACAAAUCACUUCUAGACUUGCUUUCUUCAGUAUAAGCUGUAAAUAACUCCCCACUGCUUGUAGUUUUUUAUUGUUUUGACACAAGUAGCUCUUCACAAGCCAUGUGUUUAGAACGGAAGCAGGAAACUCUUUGUUUUGUUUUAUAAUUCACCAUUUUAAAGCUUUGACAUCCAUUUUAAAGUGUCCCUCUGCAAUUGUUUAAGAAAUAUGAUUUAUUGGGAUGUGUAUGACAUAUGUAUUUAAUUUUGAAAGAAGUUUUAUUCUGUAUGUCUAGUAUUUGUUUAAGCUCUUUCCAUACAUACAUUUCUGUAUAAUUGCAAUACAGAAUUCAUCCAUAAAGGUCACCCACUUGGAAAUGAUAAACAUUACCCCAUAUCAGCAGCACACAGAGUGAAAAGGCAGAAGGCAUGUGAUAAUCAGGAAUUCAGAGAUGUAAUUUAGUAUGAGUUGUGCAAUACGGAGUUGUUCAUUGUUGUUUACAUUGUAAUGCCUGAUUAUCAUCUCCACUUAAAAACAGUCUUGUUUACCCUGAAAUCAAAGUUUCCUCUUGGUUCCUGUUGCUAAUGCGGAUCCAUAUCUGACCGACACCCCGGAACCUAUAUCACAAAGUUUCAUUGAGUACUAAGUCUGGUACAUCGGCUGAGCAAAAACCUGGCGCAUAGCUCUUAACAAUAAAAAUUAAUUUUCUCUUUUAAAAAAACCCGAUUUUUAUGAGAGAGCUGAUGCCAAAUUCUCAAUGUUUGGAACAUCUACAAUUUUGAGAAUCCGUUAACUCAUCUCAAUUUCAUUAUUGUCCCUGUGCAAUGGUUACAGUGUAAUGCUUGAAUGAGGCAGUGUUAGUUAUGAUAAUCCUGUUAGCACUUUAUUAUUUUUUCUUUACAUUACUUGCUCAGAUGUUGGCAUUUCCUAGUGUAGCACAGGUGACUUAUUAAAUUGAACCCCCUAGUCGGUGUGUUGCCACCAGGGUCACUUUGAACACCAACAGUCCACAGGAGCUGCUACAUUGCUGCAGUUAAUGUGACACUAAUAAUACAGCAGGAAGGAUGCAGCUGCGUGUGUGUGUGAGAGAGAGGUUUGUUGGGGGGGGUUGUAUGGUUUAAUUGUGGGUGCAUGUACGUUUGUGUGGGUGCUGAAGGAAAAUGUCCAGUGUCCCAGUAAACCUGGUUCUCAGAAGGCUUCUGUUCAACUUAUGUCCACCUUGGAGAGGGUUGUGGCAAAUGAGCUCAGAAAUUACUAUUUAUUCUGUUCCUAUUUAAUAAGAUGGAAACUUUUGAAAUAUGUAUUAUGUUUCGAUGUGAUGAGAGUAAACAUUUAAGAUAAAUAUGUUACUAUGUAAUAAAUUGCAGACAUGGGUUUUUUUCUCUGCUCCUUAACAAUGGAAUAAAAUACAGCUUUGCUAUGCUUGGA